AUGAAAACGAAAAAGCCGGUAAUUAUAACCAUAUCCGAUGAUCCAGGAAAUGCAUUGCUUGCAUUUUCUUUAUCAUUCAAGAAAGUACAACGUGUUCGACCAACACGAAAACGUAAAAAACGUGAUAUAAAGUUGAAAAAACAAUUAAAAAUACGAAGUUUGCCGAAUAUCAAUGAAGUGAAAGAAGAUACACACGAUUAUUGUGUUCAUCAAGUGCUAAAUAAGGAAAAAAUGACAAUGAAGCGAUUACGAUCAAAUUCAUUUUGUCCGUCGGCACUUCAGCUUCCUUCAUCAUCGUUGAUUAUCAAUGACUGUGCUAACAAUGAGAUGACGGAACAAACAAAAAAAAUUCAUCGAGAAGAGGUUUGUUUGGUUGUUGUUUUUAGCGAUGUAUUUCAUCAUAUGGUCCAUGGACUUUCUUUGAAAAUUGCACCAACACUGCUCGAUGGUGACAGUGUAAAUAAUGCUACAAGUGCCUUCUAUAAAAGUAUUGAUGCAAUGCCAAAUAUGAAUGUCGCCAAAACAAAGAAAACAAUACCAUUAGUUAGUGAACUGGUUGGUACUGAAGGUAAGCUAUAUUCACAAUGA
Dracunculus medinensis (Guinea worm) is the source of this 588-nucleotide messenger RNA. Lineage: Eukaryota; Metazoa; Nematoda; Chromadorea; Rhabditida; Dracunculidae. The record is from the annotation of a GenBank genome assembly.